UUCCUCUCGACAGACUCCACCCGCUGGAUCUCCUUCCAUUUGCGCGUUCGCAGCCCUCCUUUGACGUGUUCUGCGCCUGGCGGAGCGAAUUCUUACCAUCUUUUUAACCGCCACCACCACCUCUGCCUCCUCCUCCUCCUACUUCCGUUUCCUUCCAUCGUUUUGGUUCUUGGAAUCGUCCCCCUAGCGGAUAUCCGAGCGAUAGGUUCCAUUGUCAAGCUUGUGAUACUGCUACUGUCGAAAUCUCUGUCAUCUUCAAUCAAUUACUGAUUUCACAUCAAGAUGAGCACGUGGAAGACUCCUCUAUCAGGCAAUCAGCAACAACAUGCCAAACCUGGAUUUUCUGGCUCCAACCCUUUUGAUUCUGUUCCUGACUCCGAUCGGUUUGGUGAUAGCAAAGACAAAGGAAGUGGGACAACUUCCUCACAAGUCCUGCAUUCCGGAUUUUCUACUGCAAAAGCCAAAUACAAGAAUGAUUUUCGUGAUUCAGGGGGUAUCGAGAACCAAUCAGUUCAGGAACUGCAAAACUAUUCUGCGUACAAGGCUGAGGAGACUACCAUUAAGCUGAAUGGCUGCCUUAAAAUUGCUGAAGAAAUUAGAGAAGGCGCUUCAAAUACUCUUGUCACCUUGCAUCAACAAGGUGAACAAAUUACUAGGACUCAUCAAGCUGUUGCGGACAUCGAGCCGGACCUUAGUAGGGGUGAAAAACUUUUGGGAAGUCUCGGUGGAUUGUUUUCCAAGAAAUGGAAGCCAAAGAAAACACACAAAAUAAAGGGACCUCUUUCGAUUAAAGAUGAUUCUUCUGAAAGGAGUAGGCACCUGGAGCAAAGGCAGAGGUUGGGAUUGGCAGCUCCUCUGCCUCGGUCAGAACCUCAACAUUUUUCUGAACCAGCAUCUGCCCUCCAGAAAGUCGAGAUUGAGAAGGCAAAGCAAGACGAUGUCCUUUCUGAUCUGAGCAAUUUGUUAGGUGAGCUGAAAAAUAUGGCCAUCGACAUGGGCUCUGAGUUUGAGAAGCAGAAUGUGGCUUUGGACCGGGCGCAGGAUGACGUGGAUGAGAUGAAUACCAGAGUUCACGGAGCAAACCUUCGUGGCCGUCGACUUCUUAGAAAAUAGAUCUUAUUUUUUUACCAAACAAUUUGGAAUAGAUCAUUGGGUUUGAAUGGACGAUACCUGUUUUAGUGAAACAUUUAUGCUACUGUAUUAUAAAUCUGAAGUGCUCAGAUGCACUAGUAAAUUCCUUUUUUGUUUUUUAUAUAUGUAUUCUUGAAUGCACAAGAGGAUAUGUAUUAUUUCUAUUACAGAGAUUUUUUUCUUGUU
Musa acuminata subsp. malaccensis (wild Malaysian banana) is the source of this 1317-nucleotide messenger RNA. NCBI's taxonomy places the organism in Eukaryota, Viridiplantae, Streptophyta, Magnoliopsida, Zingiberales, Musaceae. The record is from RefSeq and is a predicted model, not a curated record.